ACGAACCGUACCGACCGGUCGACAGACAUUUGGCCAUCUCUGCUUGCGAGGGCGUCCACGCAAAACGCCACCACAAAGCCCUACUUCCCCGCUCGCAAGUAAGCGAAGCCGCCUCCGAACAGAUCUCCUCCGCCGCCGCCGCCGCCUCCCCGCGAUCCCGACCAUGGAGGGCGAUAGUACCAACCUCGAUGCGGCGAUAGAGUCGCUCCUGAACGUCGAGAAACAGAUGAGGCUGAGCGGCGAUGUCGCCGGCACGCGGAAGGCCGUCAUCGACAUCGUCGAGCUCUGCUACAAGGCCGGCGCGUGGAAGACGCUUAACGACCAGAUCGUGCUCCUCUCCAAGAGGAGGGGCCAACUUAAGCAGGCCAUUACUGCCAUGGUUCAGAAAGCAAUGGAGUACAUUGAUUUGACUCCAGACAUGGACACACGCAUUGAGCUAAUUAAAACAUUGAGCAGCGUCUCUGCUGGCAAAAUUUAUGUUGAGAUAGAGAGAGCAAGAUUGAUCAAAAGACUUGCAAAAAUCAAAGAGGAGCAGGGACAGAUUGAUGAGGCUGCUGAUUUGACGCAAGAAGUUGCUGUUGAAACAUUUGGCUCCAUGGCGAAGACAGAGAAAAUCGCUUUCAUUCUCGAGCAGGUCCGGCUAUGUCUGGAUCGUCAAGAUUAUGUUCGAGCACAAAUUUUAUCCAGGAAAAUCAGCACUAGAGUAUUUGACGCAGAUCCAUCAAAGGAAAAAAAGAAACCGAAAGAAGGUGACAAUAUUGUUCAGGAUGCUCCUGCUGAGAUACCUUCCCUCCUAGAAUUGAAGCGCAUCUACUAUGAACUGAUGAUUCGGUAUUACUCGCAUAACAAUGAUUACCUGGAAAUCUGCCGUUGUUACAAGGCAAUUUAUGAUAUUCCAUCAAUAAAAGAGGAUCCAGCAAAGUGGACACCGGUUCUUAGGAAGAUAUGUUGGUACUUGGUGUUAUCACCUCAUGAUCCAAUGCAAUCGAGCCUUCUCAACGCUACUCUAGAGGAUAAAAACCUUUCCGAGAUCCCAAAUUUCAGAUUACUGCUGAAGCAGCUGGUUACCAUGGAGGUGAUUCAGUGGACAAGUUUGUGGGAAUUCUUCAAGGAUGAAUACGAAAAUGAGAAGAAUUAUCUUGGAGGAGCUUUGGGUGCCAAAGCUGCAGAAGAUUUGAAGCUGCGGAUCAUUGAACAUAAUAUCUUGGUUGUCUCCAAGUACUAUUCAAGGAUUACACUCAAGAGGCUUGCGGAUCUUCUUUGCCUGAGUUUGCAGGAGGCAGAGAAGCAUCUUUCAGACAUGGUGAACUCAAAAUCUUUGAUUGCGAAGAUUGACAGGUCGAUGGGAGUUGUAAGCUUCCGGACAGCUCAAGACAGCAACGGUAUACUCAACUCAUGGGCCACGAAUCUUGAGAAGCUUCUUGACCUUGUUGAGAAGAGCUGCCACCAAAUACACAAGGAGACCAUGAUCCACAAAGCUGUGUUGAAAGCUUAAUGUGUAAACCAUUUUGGCGUUGGCUGGUUUGCUUUAGGUUCCCUGCUGUGGUCAAAUUUCACAAACUACAGGACACCUAGCAAUACACUGCCCAAGCGUCACCUGUUUGCUUUGGAAAUUCGUGCAGGCGUCAUCGAUCUUAAGAAGAUACUACAGCAACAGAACGAUGAAUACUAUUUAUUGUUGGGGCAUACUGUCCUCCAGUUUGCUUUACUCGUGUAUCUCCCUGAACAUUUUUUGAAUUCUUAGAUCUGCAAUCAGAUACCUGCUCUUGAAAACUA
Molecule: messenger RNA, 1776 nt
Organism: Phragmites australis (common reed)
Lineage: Eukaryota; Viridiplantae; Streptophyta; Magnoliopsida; Poales; Poaceae
Product: 26S proteasome non-ATPase regulatory subunit 12 homolog A-like
Exons: 11
Coding region: 164-1495 (443 amino acids)
Cellular component (GO): cytoplasm; nuclear proteasome complex; proteasome regulatory particle, lid subcomplex
Source: RefSeq, a predicted model, not a curated record